UGGAAAAAUAUAACUUCUAUACUCGAGAUCGACAAUCUUGAUUCGCACAAUUGGACUUUGCGACAUGUUCAACUCCGAGAUAACCUCAAAAUUCUACGAAGAGAAGGCAUAAGCUCCACUAAAGUUUUAGAUUGGUACUUAGAUCAAGUUGAGGAAUACUUAGACAAUGCAAUAACAUCUCACUUUCAAGAAAAGCAAAAUGAUAUGAUGAUGACAGUGAUAUGGUGGCAGGUUUCCCUGACGACAUUGCUGAACUUCACUCCCUUUUUCUCAAACUUGAACAACCAAUAGAGAGCAUAAAGCCUGGUGGGAUUUUAAUGCAAACAGAUUAUCAUGGGAGAUACCGACAGGUGUUUAAAAAGCAAUUACGAGCAUUGCUGCCAAAAGGUUUUGAGGUGACUGGUUUAAGCUAUAUACAAUUAGUAUUUGAGCAAAUUGAAAACGUCCAGCCUUACCUGAAGAAAUCGGACAACUUCCUAAUCAAUUUCAGCAUCACAUCCUUGCCAUACCGCUGGACAACACUGCGACGUAUACUUUCCACGACUCUGGAGGAUGAAUUGAACCAGCCAUUUACGGAUACGUUCUUUCCGAAAGCUGAAAAUCUUAUUUCAAUUUGCAAACGAUUGUCCAAGCUAAGCGAAGAUAACAUGGAAGGGAUUUCGUACUCUACCCCAAAAAAUUCUGCCGACGACGAGGCUGAAAUGCCAAAUGAACUAUAUGCGCAAAGUGAAGAAAUGUUGCAACGGUUCCGAGACACGUUCGCUCAAGUGAGUGAGAUGGACUUGGAUCUGAAUUGGAUGCAAGUUUGCAAGGACUCUAUCUCCAAGCGACUUCAACGAGAUGACUGGGCAGAGUGCUGGGAUGAAAACAUCUUGACGAAAGGUCUCUCAUGGGUAAGGGAGUUUAUACUGCCGCUUGUGUCUUGCAUAGAAAACCAUGCUGUGGAUGCAAAUGUCAAAGAUCCUGCCUGGCUGCAGUAUUUGAGACACAAGAUCAUUUUGGAACAUCAUUUCUACCAUGCAUUCGUGCAAUCAAGACUGGAUAAUAUCUUUGGUAUCAUAGUCGACUUUCCUGCUUCGCUUCCUGCGAUAGAAGACCUAAAGAUUGCUCUGGAGAAAACUAGCAGAGAAGACCAUUUACGUGCCCAGUUACUUUCAGAAAUUAGCAGCAGGCUGCUACAUCAAGGCGCUAGCACCUCCGACAUUUUACACCAAUUCUUGUCUUGUAUCCGGUGCCUUCAAAUGCUGGAGGUGGCGCCAUCAACAAAUAGAAGCGUCCUGGCUAUGUUUGUGCGCUAUCUUCGAUCGUACCGCACAGAUACAGCAGCAGAAGUUAUUGCGAUUAUUACAAAUGGAGACCAAUUAUCAGCUUUUCGUGAUUCUCUGGGUGAUGAAGAUGUUGACGAAGCACUCGACCAAAUCGACGAUGAUGAUGAUGAACACAGUGCCUUUGGAAGAAAUUCAGCUGAACCAGCCAAAGUAAGCUGGUAUUUGGAAGAUCCGAACCUUGCAGUAGACAAUGAUUUUAUUCAAAAGCUUUCGUCCAAUCCUGUCCAAUUGUUGAUUGCAACGUGCAUAUCCAAGAAAGCAUUUUUGGAAGAUUAUAAGCGCUUCCUAGCGACAAACCUACUUGUAACUCGCAACUAUGAUACAGACAAUGAAGUACGACUACUGGAAUUACUGAAGCGAAGUUUUGGCGCCAACAAAUUCCAUGAAUGCGAUGUCAUGAUAAAGGAUAUUGAUGAUGGAAAGCGAGUUGAUAAGAUGAUCCAUGACCAAAAUGACGAUAUUGCAACUGACUUCCAUGGUGUUAUUCUCUCCAAGCAUUAUUGGCCAGAGAUGAAAGAUGCAGAAUCAGAAGCCAAACUUCCAGAGGAAUUUACACCUUACAUGGAGCUUUAUGGCGAUUCAUACAACUCACUCAAGUCAAACAGGAAGCUGAAGUGGCUACCAGCGCUAGCAAAGGCAAAUGUCGACGUCGUAAUAGGAGACAAAACAAUUAAUGUUGAUCUCAGCCCAUGGGGAGCUAGAAUACUGGCACUCUUUGAAACGAAACCCAUGUGGACAAAACAAGAUAUCUGCAGGUCAGAAGGAUUCGAUGAUAAGCGUGUGCAGUCGGAAUUGGCAGAGCUAGUUAAUCUACGAAUACUACGACGAGCGAAGUUUGGCAUGUACGUCAGCGCAGAUUACACGGAUAAUGGUAUUGACAGUUCUAGAACUCGGUGACGAUGCAAUAGCUUCAUGUACAUUAUGUAUUUAUCAACAUAAAAGUCAUAUAAUUGCUUAACUUUA
Umbelopsis ramanniana AG is the source of this 2291-nucleotide messenger RNA. RefSeq lists its product as uncharacterized. The record is from RefSeq and is a predicted model, not a curated record. Gene Ontology annotation, molecular function: ubiquitin protein ligase binding. The transcript is spliced from 10 exons. Gene Ontology annotation, biological process: ubiquitin-dependent protein catabolic process. Gene Ontology annotation, cellular component: anaphase-promoting complex. Lineage: Eukaryota; Fungi; Mucoromycota; Umbelopsidomycetes; Umbelopsidales; Umbelopsidaceae. Bases 222 to 2225 code for a protein of 667 amino acids.